GUGGUUUCGUGGCCGGUGACCAUGCAUAUAUAGCAACUCCAUUACUUCUGCUUCUUAUUCUUCUUCUUCUUAUCCCUCUCUAUUCCUCUCUUCGAUUCCGGAGACUGGUCCCGUCGCUGUCGUGGCCUGUUCCAUUGGAGGAGGAUCGCCCGGGUAGAGGGAGAGGCUGGAACGGAAGAGGAAGGCGAUUGCAUGGUGAUUACCUGACAUGGAGGAACACAUGGGAAGGCGAACAGUUGGCGGCCUUCUCUUCACCAAGGGGGGCUCAAUCCUGCUCUUCCGAGAAGACGGUUCGCGCCGCAAAGCUAACACUUGCUGCUCGCGCCAUGGUUGUAGCAGUCGGCAUUCGGUUGACAAAGCCAAAGGCAAGGAAAUGCACAUGGCAGCGGUUCCCAAUGAAUCGACACCGGCUACACCUCGGAGAUCACAAAUUUUCAGGAAGCCCAACAGAAAGCCUCCACAGGAAUGCGGUGCUUCAGACAGCAUCAGCAGGGAUGCUGGAAGCUCUUGUAGCGAAACUGGCAACAGGUCAAGAGACACUCCCGGGCGUGAUCUACUGGCUCGGCUAAAGGACAGGGUCAAUGCAUCAAGAAAGCGAUCAUUGAACAGGGAGAACAGUCCUUCAUCACAAAAUGGAUUCGGUGCUAGUUCCCCAAGCAGUAGCCGGUCAGUCUCAAGACCGUCGCACCGGGCAGCUUCGCGCACAAGGAAAGCAGUUGAAGGUGCAAAUGCAGGUGCUGACAGUGUGCACAGAGAUACCACUGGAGAUGCUAGAAGGAGUUCAGAGAGGAGUGACGAUGACCUGUUGCUGAUUGAGCAGAUAACAAGAGAUCAGGUGCCAAGUGAAGGGUUUCUCUCUGGAUUCAUGGCAAGAUACAGAAGUGGUCUCCAGGGAGGACUUUCAUCUCUAGAGGACAGCAUGGACAAUUCAAAUGGAUACUGGCGCUUUGAUAUGGGAGGAAGUGAAGAGCUUGAGAACUACUUCAUAUUCAAUGAUCGACAUAGAGGAAUGAGGAUGGAUAUCGACGGCAUGUCUUACGAAGAAUUGCUAGCCUUGGGGGAGCGAAUUGGUACUGUAAACACUGGUCUUUCAGAUGAUGCAUUGUCCAAGUGCCUAAAAAGGAGCCUCUACAUGCCCACAGCUUCAGGUUCUCAUGAAGAUUGUGACAAAAAGUGCAGCAUAUGCCAGGAGGAAUACUCAGUCGGCGAGGUGGUGGGCAAGAUGGCGUGUAAACACUACUACCACAUUUCCUGCAUAAAACACUGGCUCCGGCAGAAGAACUGGUGCCCUAUCUGCAAAUCCGUUGCUCUGAAUACCAACUAGCAACAUGUUUCAUCUUUCGUCAAAAAUGAAGUGUAUAGAUUCUUCAUGUCUAGACACAUUUUUUUUUACCUUUUUUAGAACAAAACGAAUCAUUUGUUUGGACCUUCAGACGUGCUUGGUUCUUGGUUUCCUUCAGUUCCACAACUCGCAGUGAGGACAAGGGAUCACGAAAUAACUCUGGUGGAAGUGGGGGAUUACUUUGUCAUUAUUCUAUUGUCGGAGUCGGUGUUCAAUUCGUGUUCUUUGUCUGUGUUUGUAAAUACACACAUUUUCAUCACAUUCGUUUCAAGGGGUGGUUAUUGUUAAGUGCAGAUUUUUAGAAACAUGAACACGGAUAAUGAAUUGUUGACCA
Messenger RNA from Phragmites australis (common reed), 1676 nucleotides. Its product is annotated as probable E3 ubiquitin-protein ligase RHG1A. The coding region runs from base 209 to 1324 and encodes 371 amino acids. Lineage: Eukaryota; Viridiplantae; Streptophyta; Magnoliopsida; Poales; Poaceae. The record is from RefSeq and is a predicted model, not a curated record. Gene Ontology annotation, molecular function: ubiquitin protein ligase activity. The transcript is spliced from 6 exons.